Molecule: messenger RNA, 4773 nt
Organism: Oncorhynchus mykiss (rainbow trout)
Lineage: Eukaryota; Metazoa; Chordata; Actinopteri; Salmoniformes; Salmonidae
Source: RefSeq, a predicted model, not a curated record
GAAUUAAAACAUUGGUGUUUAUAUUACAUUGUACUUCGUAAAACAAUUUGGUCUGUGUUAAACAAAACACAUUGAACAGUUUGUGCUGGAAAUUCCUUAUGUUUAAGUUUGAAUAGGGGCAUUGUGCAAGCCAGCUAUGCAUUUCCGGAAAAGGGCUGCCUUUUUUCCAGUAUCAAAGAGUUUGAUUUGCUACGCGUAUCUAGCUUAGCAUACUAGCCAGUAAAGCUGAAUCCUGUUUGUAAUUCCAGCUACCGUUAGCUAUACAUUGAUGCUAAUCAUUUUCGAUAUUUCACAUUAAAACAAACUCCACAUGCACGUAUCGCCAUGGGCUGUCUAUUCCACUCAGUUCGAAAAGUCAGCUGCACUAAAAAGUAUUUGCAAUGCUAUCUAAUUGUUUCAUUUCUGACUGCCAGUUAGCUAGCAAACCGUUUAGUUAGCAAGAAGCUAUCUGUGUACGUUUGAUGGCGGCGCUAUUUUCAGGCCGCGCUCAAACAUAUUUUUUUCUAAACACAAAAUAUCAGAUUUUAAAGAGACAGUCACAUUGGUCGUGAUUGCAAUUGACACCAAUAAUCCACAGUGCAAAUCUUAUGUACAGUCCAAAUUUUUAUUGAUACUCUCGCGAUACAUUAUCAUGCUCGAGCUGUUUGUGAGAUUGCGUGAGAAGUCAGACAGAUCAACAGGACAGUAUGGCCACCACUGUUGCUGUCAGUCCCAGCGAGUAUCUCCAGCCCUCUGCCACUUCCUCUCAAGACUCCCAGCCCUCCCCACUGGCCCUCCUGGCCGCCACCUGUAGUAAGAUCGGCCCCCCUGCUGCUCAGGCCCCUGUCAGUGCCCCUCCUACCCAACCCCAACCUCGCCGUCUCCUCCCCAUCAAGCCCGCCCCCAUCGCCCCCGCCCCUCCCAAAAACCUGGGCUUCCUGUCCGCUAAAGGAAAUGUGAUCCAGCUGCCAGCGGGCCUGGGCUCCAACAACCCCGGCACCCCCAUCGUCCUCACCAUCCAGCAGAGCCCUGGCCGCUCGAAUCAAACAUCCAACAUCCAGUACCAAGUGAUGCCGCAGCUGGGAGGCACACAGACCAUCCAGAUGAUGCAGCAGGGCGGACAGAUCCAGCUCAUCCCGGGUACCAACCAGGCCAUCAUCACCACGCCCAUGACGGUCCCCCAGCCGCAGCCCGCUGCCGCGCCCAUCACCCCGCAGAAGACGGUGGCCAUCAAGCCGUCCCCCAGGGGGCGGAAACCCAAUGCAGCCAACGUGGUGCGGCUGCCCAGCGGGCUCACGCUGCCCCUCAACGUAGCCACCGGAGAUGAGCCAGCGGCAGCUCCUCCCCUGCCAACAAAGGGCAGACGAGGAAGGAAGAAGCUGGUGGCAGCAGCCCCUCCACCACAGACCACCUCUCCGCCCCCCGAGCAGAUGGAGACUAUAUUGUUAGAAGCCGGGGAGAAUAUUAUUCAGGCGGGGAACCAGCUUCUGAUUGUGCAGAACACUGGGUCGGGCCAGCAGCAGCUGGUACAGUUGGUGCAGCAGAAACAGGAGCAGCAGGUGGUCCAGAUCCCCCAGCAGGCUCUGAAGGUGGUGCAGGCUGCCUCCGCCACCCUGCCUCAGGUCCCCCAGAGACAGCCUGCACCCAGCCUGCAGCCAGAGCCUACUCAGCUGCUGAUCAAAACGGCAUCAGGCGAAUGGCAGACUGUGCAGCUCCAGGAAACCACCGUUUCCACGGCAACAACGCCCUCCAGCAUGGUUACCACCACCCUGUCGUCCGUGGGGGCCACCAAGCGAACACUGGCGGGGGGCAGGAAGGAGAGGACCCUACCAAAAAUAGCCCCGGCGGGGGGGAUGAUAGCAUUGAACGCGGCCCAGCUCUCUUCGGCGGGCCAGGCCGUGCAGACUAUAAACAUCAACGGGGUCCAGGUGCAAGGAGUGCCCGUCACCAUCACCAACGCAGGAGGGCAGCAGCACCUGACAGUGCAGACGGUGCAGGGCGGGGCCCUCCAGCUGGGCGGCGUGACCUCCCAGGGCCACCAGGUGCAGAUGGAGCAGACUCUGGCUCUGGAGCUGCAGGGCCAGCCUGGGGAGAAGAAACGCCGCAUGGCCUGCACCUGCCCCAACUGUAAGGACUCCGAGAAGAGGCCCGGCGAGGUGGGGAAGAGGAAGCACAUCUGUCACAUCCCGGGCUGCGAGAAGACGUUCCGGAAAACAUCCCUCCUCCGGGCACACGUGCGCCUGCACACCGGCGAGCGGCCCUUCGUCUGCAACUGGGUCUUCUGUGGCAAACGCUUCACUCGCAGUGACGAGCUGCAGCGACACGCCAGGACACACACAGGAGACAAGCGCUUCGAGUGCAACCAGUGUCAGAAACGGUUCAUGAGGAGCGACCAUCUCACGAAGCAUUACAAAACACACAUAAACACCAAGAACUUGUGAGCUGAGCUGUGCUGUAUACCGACUGUAUACACAGACAUGCCCUGAUGAACUAAACCCCAUAGAGGGCCGCAGGAGAGGAUACCAAGAUGGGUGAACCCCAAAAAGGCCCCAUACGCCCUGUUCUCCUUACUCCCCCACAGAGGCUUCGUAGCCUGGUGUACAUACCAAUCCUCCCCCUCACGGACUCAACUGUUCCAGUCAAGUUAUUAAUGAUAAAAAUAUAUAUAUAUAUAUAUAAUUAUGGGCAGCAUGCUUACCUACGUAGGCAGAAUGCGUAUAACAGCGAAAGGUGGUCUCCCAGAAAGACAGACAAGCGUGGCUGCUGUGUUCUGAUGACCUCACGCUCUGAGCGCCAUAUCCAAAUCCAGUCACCAGGCCUGAGGGAGGAAUGAGAGCGAAACGGAUAGAUUUAGUCUACCAAAGUACCCGAGCCCAAAGGAGACUCCAGCCACUCUUGCCCCUUCUUGUUUUUCCAUGUUUUAUUCUUUUCAAUAUUAAUAAUAACAAAUAUUAUUGUUGUUGAAGCUCCAGAAUAAGGUUUUUUCAAAGUUGAUCCUCAAGCCCCACGAGUAUCCAAGGUACUUUUCAGUCAAACAAAUCCUAUUCAGUAAAUUGCACUACAUGCAUAUCCUUUUACAUAGUUUGAACGGUAUUUGUAAUUCUAUUCUUGUUCAAUAUCAAAGUAAUAUUAUUGAUUUUCCAACAGAUAAAUGAUUUGGUUGAAAAGAAAACAUGCAUACCUAUGAGGCCUUGGUGACCACUUUGAAACCUUACACAGUUCCAGACUUGGAAAACCUAAGUUGGCAAAAGAAUUUGUGCAUAUGCGUACAAACAUACAUCCACACAUACAUGGGCAAGUAUAGAUAUUUAUGAUGUUCAGACAUAAUACCCUUUUCGGGAGUUUUUUUGUAAAUCGAAAAUGUAAUUUAGGUUUUGGCAUUUUUUUGUUUGAGUGAAGAGUUACAAAUUAUUUUGAAUACAGACUCCCUCCUAAUGAGUUUAAAUGUAGUGCUUUGCUAUGUGUAUAUCAUUAUGAUAUUAACUAAAUAUGUCCCAAAUAUUGGUCUGGCAUGACAAUCAUGUCAUUGGAUGAAGAGAGAAAAAAAAUCGACAUUAAAAUGCUUUCUCGGGCCUGUCACAAGUUAUUAGAUUACAUUAGAAGUCAUAACUUGUCUAUUAUGAUCUACAUUAAGAUCCGUUUGAGGCAAAUAUGUUUGAUAAAACAUUUCCGAUUCGUAUGACAUAAAAGUUGACAAGCUAUCUACUAUUAUUUAUCUAAGGUUUCUGGUGUUUCAAUUCCUUUAACCCUCAAGGGAGAACACCAGCGCUAUACCUUUACCCGUAGUAUUACAAUAAGUUCUGUUCAAUGAAUACAUAUUGACUGUUUAUGUAGCUAACUGCAUAACAGCCUACAUUUUUUUAUAUUUUUCUUUCAAAUAUUUAUAAAUGUCCCCCAACAAAAAAAAAUAUGAUCCUCGUGCAUUUUAAAAUGAGAUCAACAUUUCAUUGAAUAGCCAAUAUGAAAAUCAUGUCCAGAAUGUCUGGAUGCCUAAACUGGGCCUUGGGGACGGAAAGAAAGUCCUGCUCAUAUUUAUGUUUGUAUUGUAUGUCCUGAAUGUGUAUAUACAAUGUGUCUGGGAGACACAGUCAAAUGUAGGAUAAAAAAGUUGCACUGCCUUGUAUUUUGGCCGGCCUGGUUAGAGCUGAAGGAAGUGGACUCUGUACAGUGUGAAAGGAAAAUGAGUAAUGUGACAUUGUAUAGCUUCAUUCCUGCUUUGUACACCGUUACUUCUAGAUGAUCCCUUUUCUAUCGAAUUUAAAGUUGCCUUAGACAGUUGCACCCAGUAUUGAAAGAGAUUUCUGUCUAAUUUCCAGGGAAUGGCAUUUGUAGAGUUCCUUUUAUUUUUGUCUAACUUAUGUUACAUAAUGCCGAUGUUUAUGUGCACUGACUUGAGCCCAGGUUGAAAAUAUGUGAUUUUUAUUUGAUUUUUAAGUAAUGAUCAGUGGAUGAGUUAUUUUACCUAAACUGAAAAGGUCCUAAUGUUGGUCUCAGUGAACCAGGUGCUUUUCCCUCUCUAAACCUAAUCUACCACAGUAAUAGAUACAGACCCUGUGUAUGUCUGAAAUGGCACCCUAAUCCCUAUAUUGUGCACUACUUUCAACCACAGCUCUCUGGUCAGAAGUAGUGCACUAUAUAGGGAAUAGGGUGACAUUUCAGACUUCCUUUGUUUAACAGAAGUUCUCAGAUAUCCAGCUAUUGCCCAUCUUUUAUAACUUGUAUUAAGGCGCUUACUACAGGUGCUUGCUCCUUUUUUACAGUCACCCACACCCUCAAUAAAGCAUUCAAACUGUA